Molecule: messenger RNA, 1062 nt
Organism: Moesziomyces antarcticus
Lineage: Eukaryota; Fungi; Basidiomycota; Ustilaginomycetes; Ustilaginales; Ustilaginaceae
Product: guanine nucleotide-binding protein subunit alpha-1
Exons: 1
Coding region: 1-1062 (353 amino acids)
Biological process (GO): G protein-coupled receptor signaling pathway
Cellular component (GO): heterotrimeric G-protein complex
Molecular function (GO): GTPase activity; GTP binding; G-protein beta/gamma-subunit complex binding
Source: RefSeq, a predicted model, not a curated record
AUGGGUUGCGGCGCUUCCAAGGUCGACAAGGAGGGGCAGGCGCGUAACGACGCCAUCGAGGCGCAGCUCAAAAAGGACCGCCUCGCCCAAAAGAACGAGAUCAAGAUGCUCCUCCUCGGCGCAGGAGAGUCGGGCAAGUCCACCAUCCUCAAGCAGAUGAAGCUCAUCAACCACGGUUCCUACUCGCAAGACGAGCGCCUAUCCUACAAGGAGAUCAUCUUCUCCAACACCGUGCAGUCAAUGCGCGUCAUGCUCGACGCCAUGGAGCGACUCGACAUCCCGCUCGCAGACGCCUCCAACGCUCCGCGCGCAGAGGUCAUUCUCGGCCUCUCGCCCAGCAUCGAGUCCGACGUGCUCCCCGCCGACGUCGCCGACGCCAUCCACGGCCUCUGGCAGGACGCCGGCGUCCAGGCCUGCUUCAGCCGCAGCCGCGAAUACCAGCUCAACGACUCGGCAAAGUACUACUUUGACUCGAUCCACCGCAUGGCACAGCCCCAAUACCUCCCCACCGACCAGGACGUGCUACGCUCGCGCGUCAAGACCACCGGCAUCACCGAGACCCACUUCCAGAUCGGCGAGCUCAACUACAAGCUCUUCGACGUCGGAGGCCAGCGCUCCGAGCGCAAAAAGUGGAUCCACUGCUUUGAAAACGUCACCGCCAUCAUCUUCCUCGUGGCCAUCUCCGAGUACGACCAGCUGCUCUACGAAGACGAAAACGUCAACCGCAUGCAGGAGGCGCUCACGCUCUUCGACUCCAUCUGCAACUCGCGCUGGUUUGUCAAGACGUCCAUCAUCCUCUUCCUCAACAAGAUCGACCUCUUCAAGCAGAAGCUCCCCAUCUCGCCCAUGGCCGACUACUUCAGCGACUACACCGGUGGUGCCGACUACAAUGCAGCGUGCGAGUACAUUGUCAACCGAUUCGUCAGCCUCAACCAGAGCGACGCAAAGACCAUCUACACCCACUUCACCUGCGCCACCGACACCUCCCAGAUCAAGUUUGUCAUGUCGGCGGUCAACGACAUUAUCAUCCAGGUCAACCUGCGCGACUGCGGUCUUCUCUGA